UGGCAAUAUUUCAGCCAGGAACAAAUACCCCGCGAUUGCUUCUGUUGCUCAUCAAAGUUACAUUCAGAUACUUCCAUUCUUCGCUCGAGUCUAGACUACCUAUACAAUGGCUGCAGCUUCCGCCCGGCAGGUCAACAUUGCCAUCAUUGGCGCUGGUGGGGUAGGGAAGUGCUUCCUGUCCCAGCUCGAGCAGCUCGCCGCCCGCCGUCCCAGCCCCAAGGUCGUCCUGACCUACAUCUGCACGAGCAAGAAGGCCAUCUACAGCACCGACCACGUGGCGAUCCCGCUCAACACCGUCUCGUCCACCCUUGCCUCGUCCCAGCAAGCUCCGCUCGCCCUGCCGAAGCUCGUCGACUUCCUCGGCACGUCCGGCUCCAAGACGGUCCUCGUCGACAACACCAGCUCGCAGGACGUCGCGGACGCGUACCCGCUCUUCCUCAGCCGCGGCAUCAGCAUCGUGACGCCCAACAAGAAGGCCUUCUCGGGCUCGUACAAGCUGUGGCAGGACAUCUUCGGCGCCGCCGAGCAGUCGGGCGCCAAGGUGUACCACGAGUCGUCGGUGGGCGCCGGCCUGCCCGUCAUCUCGACGCUCAAGGACCUGGUGGACACGGGCGACGAGGUGACCAAGGUCGAGGGCGUCUUCAGCGGCACCAUGUCCUUCCUCUUCAACUCGUUCGCCCCGACCUCGGGCUCCGGCGGGAAGUGGUCGGCCGAGGUGAAGAAGGCCAAGGAGCUGGGCUACACCGAGCCCGACCCGCGGGACGACCUGAACGGGCUGGAUGUCGCGCGGAAGCUGACCAUUCUCGCGCGGUUGGCGGGCCUGCCGGUUGAGUCCCCGGCUGCCUUCCCCGUGCAGAGCCUGAUCCCCAAGGAACUCGAGUCCGUGGCGAGCGGGGACGAGUUUCUCGAGAAGCUGCCGGCGUUUGAUGCGCAGAUGGAGGAGACCAAGGCGGCGGCGGAGAAGGAAGGCAAAGUGGUGCGCUUUGUUGGCAGCAUCGACGUGGCCACGAAGCAGGUCAAGGUCGGGCUCGAGAAGUUUGAUCUGUCACACCCCAUUGCGGCACUGAAGGGCAGCGAUAACAUCAUUAGCUUCUACACUAAGCGGUAUGGAAGCAACCCGCUAAUUAUACAGGGCGCUGGUGCCGGCGGUGAAGUGACGGCGAUGGGCGUGACGAGCGACCUGCUGAAGGUACUGUCCCAGAUUGCUUAAUCCGGUCAGCCCAUCCCCAGGUAAAUAGCCCAGAUAUACUACCUAGGUCUCAAGAAACCCCCAGUAUCCCAAUGUGCCUCCAUUCAGUGCCGUGCCAUGUUAGCAUGCGGUGGUACCAAUGCAUCCCUCCGACCUAAUAUGGUCUAUUCGAACGCCUUGUUCCAUCAUCCGACGGACCAGCUCGCGGCGGUGCCGUUUAUCGGUGGCGUCGGAGGUUCGGCAGGGGCGAUUUCAAUUCUAGGUGCAAACCUGGCACGCCAGUUGGCAACUGCGAGCCGCCAGAACCAAAGGAUCAGGUCGUAGAUUACCAGCACAACGAUCGGUACAAUCGGCGUGAGGGCGAGCGUGAGCUAACCAAGAGCUGCGUCAGCGACGGCGAUGGCGAGAACGGCAACGAAGUGAAUGGACUCACAAAAAGGCUGGAUAUGAUGCUAA
This is a messenger RNA of Chaetomium fimeti, 1645 nucleotides long. RefSeq names its product homoserine dehydrogenase-domain-containing protein. NCBI's taxonomy places the organism in Eukaryota, Fungi, Ascomycota, Sordariomycetes, Sordariales, Chaetomiaceae. Gene Ontology annotation, molecular function: NADP binding; homoserine dehydrogenase activity; aspartate kinase activity. The coding region runs from base 107 to 1210 and encodes 367 amino acids. The transcript is spliced from 2 exons. The record is from RefSeq and is a predicted model, not a curated record. Gene Ontology annotation, biological process: L-homoserine biosynthetic process; aspartate family amino acid biosynthetic process.